Molecule: messenger RNA, 1555 nt
Organism: Vespa crabro (European hornet)
Lineage: Eukaryota; Metazoa; Arthropoda; Insecta; Hymenoptera; Vespidae
Product: glutamate receptor ionotropic, delta-1-like
Exons: 5
Coding region: 179-1555 (458 amino acids)
Cellular component (GO): membrane
Molecular function (GO): glutamate-gated receptor activity
Source: RefSeq, a predicted model, not a curated record
UCUGUACGAUUCUCGGAGUAAACGAAUAACCGACUAAAAUAAGCGACAAUAAUUUUUUCAAUAGUUUAGAAACUCAGGCGCUUUAUACUUUAUGUGCACCGUACAUUUUGUGAUGUGUAAACAUUUUCUCAUGAAUUUUUACAGACCGUAGUAAUCGAUCCGUUUAACUUGAGAAAUAAUGUUCCUUAUUCGAUUAAACAUACUCGUCUUUCUUUUUCUUCCAAAAAAUGCAAAAUCGCAAGAUUUUUUCAACGCCGACAAACAAACACCUUUCAUUUUAGAUAUUUGCAAAUUAUCCGCAUCGAAAUCUGUAAUUUUCUUACACUAUGAAUCUAUAAAAGAGAUGGAAAUGACAACGAUGAUUUUCAAAUGGAGACGUGCACUUUCUCGUGAAGGGAUUGCGAGCACGAAUUUGCAUUUUUCACAAUUGCACAAAUCAUCGUACUACGUAAAACAAAUUGUACGACCGUAUUACAUAGCAGUGAUCUCUAAUAACAACGCGAUUAAUGCGUUCUCUUUAGCAACAAGUACCUUUGACAUGUCUUCAGCUAUGUGGCUAGUAAUAUUCAUUUACAAGGAACAUGGUUUCGAUUAUUGUCACAAUCCACCAGGUAAUAUAUUUCAUCUAAAAUUCGACUCAGAAAUGUUAGUCCGUUGUGGUACGGAAAAUAUUUUACGGGAAUGGUAUUCGGUCGAUACGAAUCUAAUCGAGAUCAAUGACGUAGCUAUAUGGAACUUAGAGAAAGGAAUCACUAAAAUGGUUACAAAUUCUCUUUACGACAGAAGAUAUAAUUUACAGGGUUUGAUCAUGAAAGCUGUUACAGUUAAGGGUUCAUCUUUCAUUAACGUAAAAAAAAAUAGCGAAUUAGGUGGUAUUUUCAGUGAGCUAUUAAAUCAAAUUUGUAUUACUCUCAACGUUAGUUUCGACAUUGUCUCGGAAGUAGAAGAAUUCGGAAGAUGGAAUCCAAAUAAACAGACUUGGUCUGGAGCAAUUGCAGAAUUAUAUUCUGGACGUGCCGAUAUUUCUCUUUCAGGUUUUUCUAUUACCAGUGCCAGAUUGAAUGUUGUUGACUUCACUCUUCCUAUUUCAUACACCAAAAACCUUCUUGUUAUGCAAGAACCAGAAAAAUUCGGGAUUAAAUGGUCAUCUCACUUUUUAACUUUCACUAAUUCUGUUUGGAUUGCUAUCCUUGGAAUAUUAAUAGCUUCAUCAAUCUUAUUUAUUUUUCUCAAAAUACAUAAUGGUACUGAUCGUAAAAUAGGAUGUUUAUUCAUCGAUAAUUUUCUAGAGAUUUGUGGCAUAUUGUGCCAACAGGGACUAGCAGAUUUUCCUGUUAGAUCUUCGCUAAGAAUAGCAUACUUCUCUUUAUUUCUUUUGGUUACCGUCUUAUCGGCCGCUUAUUCAGCAGGUUUGAUAAGCUUCUUAACGUCCACUACCCACAUUUUACCUUUUCAUUCAUUAGAGAGCUUCGUUGAAGAUGGUACUUACCAACUUGCCGUCGUUCGUGGUUCGGCUUAUUAUGAUAAAUUUGCAGUAAGUAUAAUACGUACGUGA